AUGCAAUUACAAAAGUCCGAGUAUCUGAGCGACAUCUGGAAGGAUGGCAUCUUUGCCAACAAGGUCAUAUUCUGCACUGGUGGGGCUGGCACCAUUUGCAGCGCCCAGGUUCGUGCGAUGGUUUACCUCGGGGCCAAUGCAUGUAUCAUCGGUCGCAAUAUAGAAAAAACCGAAAGCGCCGCCAAGGAAUUUGCGACCAUUCGUCCAGAUGCCAGCGUGAUUGGCAUCGGUGCUGUGGAUGUUCGCGAUUUCGAGGCCCUGAAAGCAGCAGUAUACCGCUGUGUUAUGGAGCUUGGCAGCAUCGAUUUUGUCAUUCUCGGAGCAGCAGGUAACUUUGUCGCCUCCAUUGAGCAACUUUCCGUGAACGCCUUUAAGUCCGUCAUGGACAUCAAUGUCCUAGGGUCUUAUAACACCAUAAAGGCCACUCUUCCUUACCUGGUUGAGUCCGCUCAAAAGCACAUGCCAGGCCCGGAGACUCUUAGCGGUACUGGUGGCCGUAUCAUCUUCCUCGGUGCCACUCUUCACUACCGUGGUAUGCCACUUCAGUCACAUGCCUGCGCUGCUAAAGCUGCCCUCGAUUCCCUCUCCCACUGCGUCGCGAUCGAAUACGGUCCUCGAGGCGUAACCUCAAAUAUAAUUGCACCGGGCCCUGUUGCUGCAACUGAGGGCUUGAAACGUCUUCUUCCUUCGGAUGCCGAGGCAAAAUACACCAAGUCGCAGCCUCUUGGUCGCCUGGGACACGUUCGCGAUGUUGCAGAUGCAACAGUCUACCUUUUAUCUGAGGCUGGAAGCUAUGUCACUGGCCAGACUCUGGUCGUUGAUGGUGCCAACUGGCGCACAUCUGGUGGCAUGAGCACGUAUGGUAAUAUACCUUACCCAGAUAUCGUCCUAUCAGAUGGUGAAAAUGCCAAGAUUGCAGGGAGAAGAUCAAAGUAG
Penicillium hordei is the source of this 936-nucleotide messenger RNA. RefSeq lists its product as uncharacterized. Lineage: Eukaryota; Fungi; Ascomycota; Eurotiomycetes; Eurotiales; Aspergillaceae. The transcript is spliced from 6 exons. The record is from RefSeq and is a predicted model, not a curated record. The coding region runs from base 1 to 936 and encodes 311 amino acids. Gene Ontology annotation, biological process: fatty acid catabolic process. Gene Ontology annotation, molecular function: 2,4-dienoyl-CoA reductase (NADPH) activity.